Molecule: messenger RNA, 1268 nt
Organism: Colossoma macropomum (tambaqui)
Lineage: Eukaryota; Metazoa; Chordata; Actinopteri; Characiformes; Serrasalmidae
Product: macrophage mannose receptor 1-like
Exons: 4
Source: RefSeq, a predicted model, not a curated record
UAAGUAUGGAUUUUUUUUCAGUGUUUUGUCUGUGAUAAAUGUUACAUGCCAUUUUGAAUGUAGACAUUCAUUCUUCAAAUAUGAUCUAAACGUCUAGGUUGUGAAACAGUUUCUCUCAGAAAUGGGCCUAAAAUGGAUUUUAAUCACCUUUCUUCUCUCAGCUGUCUGUAAUUUAGCUGCAUAUGUUCCUCAUCGGUAUCUCCUUUUGAAUGAGAGUAAAACUUGGACUGGAGCUCAGAGCUACUGCAGACAGAACUACAUUGAUCUGGCCACCAUCAACAACAUGGAGGAGAUGAAGAAGCUCAAUGCUACUCUGAAUAAACAUCUGAAUGACAUACUCAGCAGCUCUGUUUGGAUCGGCCUUGUCAGAGGGGACAAGGGGGAAUGGCUGUGGUCUCUGGCAGAUGGAAAUGUCUACACAGGGGGGAGCACGUACAGAAACUGGAGAAGUGGGGAACCAAAUGGUCCUUUGAAUGGGACCCAGUACUGUGUUGCAAUGUUUAAAGGUGAUGGAACCUGGAUGGAUGAUCACUGCAGCAGUUUGUUCACUUUCGUCUGUUAUGAUGAAAAGAAGACAAAGGCUGAAAGAUACGUAUUCAUUAAUGAAACGAGGACCCGGCGAGAAGCUCAGAGCUACUGUAGAGAACAUCACACAGACCUGGCCAGUGUGACGAACCAGACUGAGAACCAGCAGAUCUUUAAUAUUUCAAAAAACUAUUUGACUGCUUAUCAUAUUUGGAUUGGCCUGUUCAACGACUCCUGGAAGUGGUCAGAUCAGAGCAACUCUUCAUUCAGGUACUGGAUGUCUGGUCCAGAGAAUUAUGGUCAAGGUGGAAAGUGUGCUGCGGUGUUGCUGACUGAGAAAGACCAGUGGAAUAAUGAGAAGUGCGACAACCAGCUCCCAUUCAUCUGUUAUGAGAAUAAGCUGAUCUUGAUCAAUCAGAAUCUGACCUGGAGAGAAGCUCUGAGAUACUGCAGAGAUCAUCAUGUGGAUCUGGUCUCAGUUCAGUCUGAGGAGAUCCAGCUCUGGGUGAAGGAGGUGGCACAGAAAGCCUCCACUGAACAUGUGUGGCUGGGUCUGCGUCACACCUGCACCCUCAGCUUCUGGUUCUGGGUGAGUGGAGAGUCUAUCUGCUACCAGAACUGGGUUCCAGAUAACGGGACCGGAGAAGAAGACUGCAGCUCUGUAGAGAGAACUGGAGCAGUGCAGUCUAGAGGAGGUCAGCAGUGGGUCAGCCUGCCUGAGGACCAGGAACUCAACUUCAUCU